AUGAGAGAGGCCGGUCUUUGGGCUGAGCAUCAACAACUGAAACAGAAAGUAAAAAAAUCUUUCGGGGAAGUGACUCCAUUAUUACACUGCAUGUCGUCUAGCUGCAGCACGGCCUUCAUUCCUCUGAUUAGGUGACGACGUUAAAAGUUUAAGGAUAAACCAGGAAAAGAGACUUGAAGUCGCCAACGUUACCUGAAGUUCACCUGAGGUCACGAGGGGAGACGGAGAAUGUCGCGCGGGUCAAACGCAGGUUUCGACCGACACAUCACCAUCUUCUCACCGGAGGGCCGCCUGUACCAAGUCGAGUACGCCUUCAAAGCUGUCUCCCAGAGUGGGCUGACGUCUGUGGGGGUCCGGGGUUUAGACACCGUGGUGGUGGUCACGCAAAAGAAAAUACCUGACAAGCUGCUGGACCCUUCAACUGUGACCAACAUGUUCAAACUCAGCCAUCGCAUCGGCUGUGUGAUGACUGGUCAUAACGCGGACAGUCGUUCUCAGGUUCACCGGGCACGGUUGGAAGCGGGCGAAUGGAAAUACAAGUUUGGUUAUGACAUCACGGUGGACGCGUUGUGUCGCAGGUUGGCUGAUAUCUCCCAGGUCUACACACAGAACGCAGAAAUGAGGCCUCUUGGCUGCUGUAUGAUGAUGGCGGCCGUCGACCCCCAGCAGGGUCCUGUCCUGUAUAAAUGUGACCCCGCCGGUUACUUCUGUGGCUUCAGGGCGACAGCAGUGGGCGCCAAACAAACGGAGGCCAACAGCUAUCUGGAGAAGAAACUGAAGAAGAAGCCUGAGCUGACCCAUGACCGGACCGUGCAGUUGGCCAUCUCGUGUCUGUCCUCGGUCCUGUCCCUGGACUUCAAGGCCGCUGAGCUGGAGGUCGGGCUGGUCACCAAGGAGAGCCCAAAGUUCAGGACGCUCUCGGAGGCUGAGAUAGAAGUUCACCUGGUUGCCAUCGCAGAGCGGGAGUAAAGGUUCCCUUGCAAACUUCAGACCACGAUUUCAGAGUAUCGUAGUGUCGUCAGGGAGCUUCAUUUUUCCAUUUCACAUCUUUAAAAACAACAAAAGUACAAAAUCUUUCACAUGUUCGUCCACGUAGAGUCACCCUGCAACUAGGGAUGCAUCGGUUCAACAUCGGUAUGUCGGCCCCCGGCAAAUAACGUGGCACGAGGUGGCGAUGUUUAUUUGUUGUGCCAGAUCGAUUGAAUGCUGACAUCUAGUUCCCCUAACGACUGAUUUACAGAAGAGGGUUUUUAUUGGGCAGCUGAAGUCACCUGUUGGACAAACUCUGACUUGUUUUCAUGGUCAAACAUGAGAGGAAAUGUUGCAUUGUGGGAGUCUGACACCAAAUAAGUCAUGAAACCUUAGAACCGGCAAUCGGCUAAAUUGUUGUUUGAAGAAUCGUUAUCGGCCCUGAACUGCCCAACCGGUGCAUCUCUACCUGCAACAGGUUUAAAUUCUGUGCUUCUCAAAGUGGACUUUUCAAAAGGAAUCCGUUUAUUUUAGUGAUUAAAGUUUAAAUUCUAAUUAAGCAUCUUAUGUGCAAAGAUGAAGAAGGCCUCCCUGAGAAUUCAUGCAACAUAUUUUUUUAAAAACACCAACCAGGUCGUCGUCUGAACUCUUGAGAAGAAGCAAUAAAUAAAAACCAUUCUGACUUAUUAUAACCCUUAUAACGACUGUC
Molecule: messenger RNA, 1678 nt
Organism: Labrus mixtus (cuckoo wrasse)
Lineage: Eukaryota; Metazoa; Chordata; Actinopteri; Labriformes; Labridae
Product: proteasome subunit alpha type-6-like
Exons: 7
Coding region: 229-969 (246 amino acids)
Biological process (GO): ubiquitin-dependent protein catabolic process
Cellular component (GO): proteasome core complex; cytosol; nucleus
Source: RefSeq, a predicted model, not a curated record